Photinus pyralis (common eastern firefly) is the source of this 1359-nucleotide messenger RNA. Its product is annotated as mediator of RNA polymerase II transcription subunit 4-like. Gene Ontology annotation, biological process: regulation of transcription by RNA polymerase II. Gene Ontology annotation, molecular function: transcription coregulator activity. Gene Ontology annotation, cellular component: mediator complex; core mediator complex. The transcript has 3 exons. The record is from RefSeq and is a predicted model, not a curated record. Bases 382 to 1140 code for a protein of 252 amino acids. Lineage: Eukaryota; Metazoa; Arthropoda; Insecta; Coleoptera; Lampyridae.
GUUAGUAAUUUCCAUGAUUGAUCUAAUUUCUUCAACUCUUUAGUACUUCCUCAUUCUUCACCCUGUCUUUUCCAAUAAAAUCCUUCCAGCAUAUCCAAGUUUGCGUCCAUUAUUAUGCUUUCAUCAUAACCAUAUAGCAUUACUUUUCCCAUACUGUCGUUGGCACUUGUCGCCAUUUAUUCAUUGUCAGUUAGAGAGUGAAGGUGAAAUAUGCAACCAUGAUGAUAAACGUAUUUUUUUGUAUAUGGAAAAUAUAUUUCGAGCUACCGUGUAUAUUGUAAAUCAAAUGGUGUGGGAAAAACCCAGAAAAACCGUGGCAACACUGCAAACAUAACCUCCAAUAUUUUAUUUUCACAAGGAAAAAUAAAAAUUUGAUAAUUUAUGGCUUCGCAAUUAAGCACCAAGGAAAAACUGUUGAGUUUAAUUGAUGAUAUCGAGUUAAUCUCAAAAGAAAUGAUAGAAAAUGCAAUUGCCCCCAAACACUUGAAACUAUCCUGUUCGGAUUAUGCCCAACGCACACAGCUUUUGGUAGCAAAAGAUACAGAACUUAAAGAGACCUUAAAAUUGGCAUCGGAACAAGCGAAAAUUGACGAAAAGAUGGAUAUAUUAAAAGCAGAAGUUGAUCGACAAGAUCAGGACAUUAAUCAAUUACAAAAACAAUUAAAGGAAGCGGAACAAAUUUUAUCCACGGCGAUUUACCAAGCAAAUCAGAAGCUACAAUCGAUUCAUCGAGCGAAUAAGCGACCGGUGUCGUCGGAGGAACUCAUAAAAUUUGCACAUCGCAUUAGUGCAUCUAAUGCUGUAUGUGCCCCAUUGACAUGGCAGCAGGGAGACCCACGUAGACCUUAUCCGACAGACAUCGAAAUGAGAUUGGGGUUUUUAGGGCGGCUGAGUGAUCCAAUUAACGGUCAUUUAUUGCAGCAACAGAAUAAUAUUUCGGAGUUGCACAGGUCUGGACAUCCGGGAGACAUACCUGCCUCGCAACCGAACCAGUUUGCAUGGCAUCCGUCUGGUGAAAUUCACAUGAGUGUGGGUCAAGGUAGCGUGCAGGUGGAUACACGUAAUCAUAAGCAAGAAACGGAAGAUGUUGAGGUUAUGUCGACUGAUUCAAGUAGCAGUUCAUCGAGCGAUUCUCAGUAGUACUUAAGUUUAUUUGCUAUAUAAUUUUGAAGUACAAUAAUUAUGGAACGUUGUCGUCAUUUAUCACUUUAAAGAAAUUUUCAAUCACUUGAUCCAUCACCGGGUUACCACCGAGCUUCGCUACUUCGAGAACUGCUUCUUCACGUAGCUUGACUAAUUUUUGUCUUGUAUACUCGAAACUUCCAAAUUUUUCUAACAAUGAAACGCAGUAUUUCUUUA